This is a messenger RNA of Oryza brachyantha (malo sina), 1971 nucleotides long. RefSeq names its product actin-related protein 8. The transcript has 12 exons. The record is from RefSeq and is a predicted model, not a curated record. NCBI's taxonomy places the organism in Eukaryota, Viridiplantae, Streptophyta, Magnoliopsida, Poales, Poaceae. Gene Ontology annotation, molecular function: protein binding. The coding region runs from base 111 to 1580 and encodes 489 amino acids.
AAAACUUCCGGUGCCUUCGCUUCGGCCUCGCCUUCCUCCGCGAUCCCACCCUCCCCACCCCCCGCGCCGGCGCCGCAUGUAGCUAGCCGCCCGCCCCGCCCGGCCCCCCCAUGGCGGUGCUGCUCCGCAAGGUGUGGGGCUCCGUGCUCGCCCGCGCGGUGGCGCAGCCCGACGCGACGCCGCGGCAGGCCUCCUCCUCCCCCCUGCGCCGCCGCGGCGCCCCGCAGCAUGCCGGGGAGUACGGGUCGCUCGGCGCGCUCGACGCGCUCCCGAUCGACGUGCUCGCCCAGAUCCUGCGCCUGCUUGGCCCCGCCGACGCCGCGCGCUCCACCGCCGUGUGCCGCACCUGGCGCCUGCUCGCCUCCGACAAUGGCCUGUGGGCCUUCUUCCUCCGCCUCGGCCCCGAUCCGUGGGAGCUCGUCGUCUUCGCCGAGACCCACCUCGCUGCUGGCCCAGCCUUCCACCCCGGGCUGUAUUACGAUAGCUCGCCGCAGCGGCAGCUUUCGUUCAAGAAUGUUUACAGCCGACGAGCGGUGGUUCCGGGUUCGAUUAUAGUCGAUGGUGGAUCGGGAUAUUGUAAAUAUGGAUGGAGCAAGUAUGCUGCUCCAUCUGGACGCUGUGCCACAUUCAUGGAAUUUGGCAACAUUGAGUCGCCUAUGUAUGCAAGGCUUCGUCACUUCUUGUCUACAAUCUACACCAGGAUGCAAGUAAAGCCUUCCACUCAACCAAUUAUUGUUGUUCUUCCACUCUGCCACUCAGAUGAUACUGAGUCUGCUAGGGCUUCAAGAAAGCAAUACAAGGAGACAUUAUACUCGGUUCUGUUUGAUAUGAAUGUUCCUGCUGUUUGUGCUGUUGAUCAGGCUGUUCUAGCUCUGUAUGCUGCUAAACGGACUUCUGGUAUUGUUGUCAAUAUUGGAUUUAAUUCCACAUCUAUAGUUCCUAUAUUUCAAGGUACAGUAAUGCAUGAGAUAGGUGUUGAAACUGUGGGGCAAGGUGCCCUCAAACUUACUGGAUUUCUGAAGGAACUAAUGCAGCAGAGAGAGAUAACUUUUGAGUCACUGUACACUGUUCGAACCAUCAAGGAGAAACUUUGUUACGUGGCGGCUGAUUAUGAAGCAGAACUACGCAAAGAUACACAAGCUUCCUGUGAAGUGGAUGGUGAAGGAUGGUUUACUCUGUCUGAAGAAAGGUUCAAGGCUGCUGAAAUCCUUUUCCAGCCCCAGAUUGGAGGAGCGCGUGCUAUGGGCUUGCACAAAGCAGUAUCACUAUGUAUGGAUCACUGCUACAAUUCCGAAGUGUUCGGUGAUGACAACUGGUACAAGACAGUUGUUUUAGCCGGUGGAUCUUCAUGCUUACCUGGAUUAUCAGAGAGACUGGAAAAGGAGCUUCGUGAACUUCUUCCAGCGCAUAUUUCAGAAGGAAUAAGGGUUCUCCCUCCGCCGUUUGGCACCGAUUCUGCCUGGUUUGGCGCAAAAAUGAUUAGCAAUGUAAGCACUUUCACUGAGGCAUGGUGCGUCAAGAAGAAGCAGUUCCGCCAGAAGACUCGUCGCAAUGGUCCAUCUUUUGUGAACGUGUGGUAAUAGAGCCAUAUAACUGUACCUAUAAAGAUUGCACGGGAAGAGUCCGUGAUGAGGGGAAAUAAACAUGGGGCUGUCUGUUAGCUGCUCCACAUCCAGAAUAUGGUACAUAGCAAUAUAGCCUAUAUAGUCCCAGAUGUAAAGAACACAAGUGAAGUCAAAUGUGUAGAAAUGGAUUAUAGGUAAAUACAUAAUAUACUAUUGUUGUUAUAGCCUUAGCCUUAUAGGAAUAUAGGAUGUUGUUGAAGGAAAUGCGCCAAGACGAUGUACGUUGUUGAUUGCCACAUUAAGACCUCUGCUGUUUGUUGUCAAAGCACAUCUUACAGUUGAGAUAUUCUUCUGGGGGUUAAAGCCCCCGUCUCCCUGAUUGAAAUAGACAAUAAUUUAGAAAACA